Hippocampus zosterae (dwarf seahorse) is the source of this 3634-nucleotide messenger RNA. Its product is annotated as leucine-rich repeat-containing protein 15-like. Lineage: Eukaryota; Metazoa; Chordata; Actinopteri; Syngnathiformes; Syngnathidae. Gene Ontology annotation, molecular function: protein binding. Gene Ontology annotation, cellular component: plasma membrane; extracellular matrix. The record is from RefSeq and is a predicted model, not a curated record. The transcript is spliced from 2 exons. Bases 348 to 2027 code for a protein of 559 amino acids.
UACAAAACCUAAAUGGCCCGUGUGCAUUCAAACCAGUUCUGACCCCAGAGAGGGAGGGACUUCCCCCUUCACCCAAUUGCCCUGCCCAAAAACCGGCAGCAAAAACAGUAAGGACUCUGAGGAAACUAAGACAAUGAUGCCGAGCUACAGAUUUCACGAGCGGACAAAAGAAAACUGAAAGACGAAGGAAUCCAUGUGAUGAAGAGGACCAGGAAAGCGUUGAUAAUGUGAGUGUGAUAUUUUCAUCACAGAACUUCAUUAGCUUCAGAGGGAAGGCAGCGUGUGCAUAAGAGAUAACACCAACUCCCUGUCUGUGUUCAAUCAUCUGCCGCCAUUUGAGGGGCGUGAUGGACCAACCUCUCAUCUUGCAAGUGCUCCUAUUUCUCUGCUCCAUCAAUGUUGCUGUCUGGGCGUGUCCGGAUGGAUGCCGAUGUAAGGGAGAAGAAAUGAUAUGCAGUGGUUUAUCAAAUGUUCCCCCUAUGCCGCCAUCAUCAACUGCCCUCUUCCUCUCCAAAUUAAACAUCUACUCUUUGAAAGCAGAGGAUCUUUCUUCGGCCUCACAUGCAAUAUUCAUUGCGAUUGAUAACACUACUUUGAGUGAGGUUCAACCCGGCACAUUUGAUUCCUCUGUAAACCUCAAGGCCCUAAGAAUUACUGGAACACAAUUGCAAGAUCUCCCGGAGACUUUGUUCCAAAAUCUUCAUGGACUUACAACUUUGAAUCUAAACAGAAACAAGUUUGCGGCACUUCGUCCAAAAUGGUUCUCUCCAAUCAAAAUGCUUACUGCCCUUGAUGUCACUGGAAAUCAACUGACCUUAAUACCCAUGGAAACCUUUCACCCCUUGACUGAGUUGGAGUACCUUUUGCUUGCAAGAAAUGCUAUCAGUCAGUUACCUAGUGAGGCAUUCAAAGGGCUUUUAAAGCUGAAAUAUCUUCGACUAAAUAAAAAUGCGCUUCAAGAAAUACCCAGUGGAAGUUUCGAUGACCUCGGGAACCUGGAGGAACUAUCCCUACAGGACAAUCGUAUUACUCAUCUCCAGCAUGACUUGUUCUCAAAAACUCCCAAACUCACAAAGCUGUUCCUCUCCAACAACCAACUGAGGACUCUUCCACAGGGACUCUUCUUUCACGUACCUCUGCUUGCCCAGAUCUCCUUGUAUGAAAACCAUCUGGAAAGCUUUGGUCCAGGUGUGUUUGGUCCCACGGCCAUUCAAGAAUUGUGGCUCUAUAAAAAUAAACUGAGCCGUAUAGAGGCUGAUACCUUUAAAAAUCUCACACAACUGCGUCUCCUGGUGCUCAGUCACAACCGGAUUAGCUAUGUAUCGCCUGGAUCCUUUCGAGGGUUGGAACAGCUUGGUGAAGUAUCACUUCACACAAAUUUGCUGAAAACAUUGCAAGCCGGGACAUUCCAAGGUCUCCCCAGCCUUGUCAACAUCUCUUUGGAGCACAAUUUUAUCAAUCAUCUGCCUGGUGGUUUUCUCCAGGGCUUGAGUCACCUGGGGCAGAUCGACUUGAGAAAUAACACUCUCACAAACCUGCCACAGCAAGAUCUAGAUGCCAUUUCUGUGGCAGAAGAGAUACUUCUUCAGCAGAACCCCUGGAGGUGUGACAUGGAUAUUCUGCCUCUUCGCAACUGGCUGAGAAAGCACCCAUCCAAGGCCAACCAAACACUAGUGGUUUGCGAUACCCCUCUCAAUCUGAAUGGGGAGGUGAUUACUGGACUCACAGAAGAGGACUUGGAGAUACAGAGUUUCGCGCAGCAGACACCGCUGACCCCAACGGAGAGGAGAAGGAGACCAAACACCCCACCUGCUAUCAAGACAACUUCUUCAUCCGAGUAUGAAGUCACAAACGGUGGACAGCAGGAGGAGGGUCACAUUCCCAACCAUACUUCCAUCAUCCUCAUUGUCAUCACGGUCAUUGCGACAGUUAUCAUAAGUGCUACCAUCAUUGGCUGUCUCUGCUGGAGGAGGAACAAGAAAGGACAAGGGCAUAUAGGCCGCAGGAGCAGGAACUCCGUGCUGUAAAUGAGACCACGGGUUAAAGUGAACUAUUCUGAUUUAGGCCCUGUAUGCGCUUUCUAUUUAUAUGUACGUAUCUACAAGUGACUUAGCCAUUAUGACUGUGUUCACAUUUGAGUUGAGCCAACAGUCGCUGACAUCCAAAAUACGCAAAAGCAAUUACAGGGGGUCUUUGGUUUACAAUGGAGUUCUUGUACCUACAGAGACGACAUAACCUGAAUUUGGGCGUAAUUAGGGAUGUAAAUAACCAUCCUACACCAAUGCAGUAGAAAGGUCACGGUAAUUAGGGGAAAAAAAUGUAUGAAAAUCACUUAUAGGACAUACUGGUAAUAUAAAACAAUAAAAUGAAAAACAGGCGAUAAAGGAUCAAGCUGGUACCACAUGAUAGGGUAUUCUUAUGCUGGCACACAAACUAGUUCAUUGCACGCCAUUCCAAAACACAAAACUUCAUGUGAGGAAAAAACGAUCUGAAUCAGUUGAACCAGGCAGUGGAGAUCCAGCUUUAAGAAAACUGAAACAGACUAGAGAAUUAUUCACAAUGCAUGUGGUGUCUUAAAAAAGGUUUUUUUUUCAACCGUUGGCCUGGACUAAUUCUUCCCCCAUUGACUUAAUUGAGGGUAACCUCUACAUUUCUCUGGCUGCUAUGGGCAAAUAUUUUUGCUUGUUUUAAAAUGUACACACAUGUACUGAAACAUAUUUAGACCAUAAUUAAGAAUAAAAUCCGCUAAGAUAAAAUGUGUGUCUUUUAAUGAUCCAAUGCAUAUCUGAUUUUGAAUUUUGUUGCUUGAACCAUGCCAAUCAAUCCAGCAAAAUGGUUAAAAAAAAAAGAGCAAACAAGAAAAACAUCUUCUGUCACCUCUCAAAUUGGCUACAAAUAAGCAAAAUAAAGUACGUCCAAACUGUGGGCAAUGUCUCAUUUUACAAAUAACUCUCUUAACUAAACAACACAAAUGUUAAUGGAUUACUAAAAGAAGAAGGACAAUAUCUGCCAUUAACGAGCAGCUAACGGGCCUUCACCUAACACAUUUGCCAGCUGAAUCUUUAACAGUUAUGAAACACCAACACACCAAAACAUCACACCCACUCUCAACGGUGUUAUUACAUCAGAAGUUCACCUGUAAAGAAUAACGGAAGGUUGUGGGGUUGAGAACCGUGUUGGCUCUUCGCUGUUACAAUACUGACAUCUGCUUUUGACACUUUAUAACUACAUAUACCUUCACACAACAAACAGUAAAGCAUACGAGACAAAUUUAAACACGUUUGAUUUUUGUUUAUUUUUUUAUUCUUUUUGUUAUUAUUUUGUUAUUAUGUGAAUUUAAUUUUUACUAUUUGUAAGGAAGAAUUAUUUCCAUGUUUGAGGGAAUAUUAUACACUGUACUAAACUGCACUGAAACUAUUACGCCGACAGUAUGUUAAGCAUGCGUUUCGGUUGAGUAUGUAUGACAAGACAUUUUAACAAUAAUACAUUUAAAUAACACAUCUUGCUUGAUUGAAAGUGAAAAUCGAUAUUGAUGGAAAUAAUUUUCAUUUUAUUGUGCCCUUGUAUUUUACUAAUCAAAUGUAUUUCACACUUAUACAAAAUUUCAGUGACGAAUAAAAUCUCAAAGUCAAAA